AUGACUGCCGACCAAGCUGAGACUCAAUCAAAUCACUCUGCCAAGAACCCCAAGGAUUCUUAUCAUCUAGAGGAGGUUCUCUCCAACGAUGACAAGAAAAGUGGCAUGAACUACGAUCGUGUGGAUCCUGAAGUCGCCAAGUACGCAAGUGAAAAAGUCAUUCCCAUUGACGACGAAACCAAUAAGAGGCUUAAACGUUUGAUUGAUCGACGGGUGCUGGUCAUCAUUGUCUUCACAUACUUUUUACAAGCUUUGGAUAAGGGAACCUUAGCCUUUUCGUCCAUCAUGAACUUGCCUAAGGACGCUGGUUUAGUGGGACAACAGUAUGCCUGGCUAACAACAUGUAUCUACAUCGCUAUCUUGAUUGUGGAAUACCCGCUGAACUGGAUCAUUCAAAGAGUUCCUAUCGGCAAAUUUUUGUCCUUCAACAUCAUAUGUUGGUCCAUUGUCCUUGCCAUGCACGCCCUAUGCAAAAAUUUUGUCAGUCUUCUGGUCGUUCGCACAUUGCUUGGUAUUUUUGAAGCAAGCUGUCAGCCCAUCUUCAUUGCACUUUCUAGUAUGUGGUACAGGAGAGACGAGCAGGCUCAGAUCGUCACAUACUGGUAUGUAAUGAAUGGGUUCCAACAGAUAGUGGGCGGUCUUCUCGCCUAUGCCUUUACAAACAUCACGUCUGGUCCGUUGAAGUCUUGGCAAGCUCUCUUCUUAACAUAUGGGUCCUUUUCGUUCAUUUGGGGUGUGAUUGUCCUUUUCAUCAUGCCUGACAGUCCUAUGAGAGCCAAAUGUUAUACUGAGGAAGACAAGAAGUUGAUGAUUGAGCGUGUUCGAAGUAAUCAAACCGGUUUACAAAACCGGACAUUCCGAAAAGAACAGUUCUUCGAAGCUUUCCGCGAUCCUCAAGUCUGGGCUUACGGUCUCAUCUCCUUCCUUACAACUGUCCCCACAUCUGGUCUGGGAGCUUUUGCUAAUAUCAUUAUUACUGGAUUUGGAUUCACUGUCUUGCAAACUCAGUUGUUAGCCAUGGUCUUGGGUUCAUAUAUUAUGAUUGUAUGUCUCUCUUCAAUGUACCUGGCCAAGAGAUACAAUCAAACUUUGCUUAUCAUGACGGCAUACUGUGUCCCGAGCAUUGUCUGUACCGUUGUCCUGAUGACCGUUCAAAACACAAGCAUGUCUACCAAGGUUGGCCUACUCCUAAGUUACUACCUGGUCUUGUCUUUCUGGGCUGCUUCUACUCUGUGUAUGUCCCUACUGACUCGUAACGUUGGUGGACAAACCAAGAAGGCUACUGCCACCGCUAUAAACUUUAUCCUUUGGGCUACUGGAAAUGCUAUUGGACCACAAGUUUUCCAGGCAGUGGACGCUCCUCGAUAUAUCCGAGGAUUCGGUGCCCAUUUAGCAUGCUAUGGUGUAUUGUUCGGCGUCAUGUUGGGACUUCGUUUCUAUUUCAUCCAUCAGAAUGCUAAGAAGGCUAAGGUGCUUCAGGCUCAAGAAGAACAAAAGGAUGUAGAACUGACUCACUCGUUCGAUGACUUGACAGAUAUGCAGAAUCCCAACUUUGUAUAUAUUUAUUAA
This is a messenger RNA of Umbelopsis ramanniana AG, 1569 nucleotides long. RefSeq lists its product as uncharacterized. Gene Ontology annotation, cellular component: membrane. Lineage: Eukaryota; Fungi; Mucoromycota; Umbelopsidomycetes; Umbelopsidales; Umbelopsidaceae. The record is from RefSeq and is a predicted model, not a curated record. Gene Ontology annotation, biological process: transmembrane transport. The transcript has 4 exons. Bases 1 to 1569 code for a protein of 522 amino acids. Gene Ontology annotation, molecular function: transmembrane transporter activity.